This is a messenger RNA of Aspergillus mulundensis, 1542 nucleotides long. RefSeq lists its product as uncharacterized. NCBI's taxonomy places the organism in Eukaryota, Fungi, Ascomycota, Eurotiomycetes, Eurotiales, Aspergillaceae. The record is from RefSeq and is a predicted model, not a curated record. The transcript has 7 exons. The coding region runs from base 1 to 1542 and encodes 513 amino acids.
AUGUCAGAGCCCAGCGAGAACCAGCCCGCCGGCGUCAAGCGCAAGAUCGACGACAUGGUCUGCGCCUCUGACCGCGUCGAGGAGAUGGGAAAGGCUUUCAAGAGGAUCAAGGCUGAGGUGGACAACGUUGCUGAAAUUGCUGUCUCUUUUGUGGAUGCCAUGGAGCUUUGCCUGGAGGACAUCAAGAAGAAAAACACCGAUCCGCUUGAUUGCGAAACUGGUAUCUCUAAGCCCGCUGAAGAAGCAAUCACUUGCGCCGAACUCAAGGUCGAGAGUGAAAAUGUCACUUCUCCCGCUCCUGCUGACCGUGUCGUAAUUGAAAUCUCCGAUUCUGAAACUGAUAAUGAAGAUGGAAAUGGCAAGCGGAACCACGGUCUCGCUGGUCGUAGGGUCGUGAUCGAUAUUUCUGAUGAAGAGCCUGGCGAGGAAGAUGAUGAUAGCAAUGAUGACAAUGACAAGGAGAACCGUCAUUCUACUGGCCUCAAGCGCUUGCCUUUUGACCCCGUUCGUGAUGCGGCUGCCUCAAUGGACAAUGACGAGGAGGACAAGGAGAGCGUUGAUCCAGCCCUUCUUACUCGUUUGCCCUUUGAUCCCAUUCUCCCUCUGAAUCUAUUGACUCAGGGCUUUGCUGAGGAGGAUGUCACCGAUGCUGCUGUUACAUCAAACCGCGUCGUUUCUGGGGGUAAGGUCAAACCUGGCUAUACUCCGCAGGAGUUUAGUGAGGGAGUCAAAUCUGAGAAACAGGAUAGCAAGGUGGCUCUUGUUCCUGCGUCUUUCAUAUACGUGUCUUCAGAUGACGAAUCUUCGAAUGUCAAGAAAGACUCCAAGGCCAUUCGAGGCGGGGAUAAAAACAAGCCCUGUGACACCCUGAUCGACCUAACGCUGGCCGUUGAAUCCGAGAACGAAGAUACGAGCGAAGCCCCUGUUCCUGGGCCCUUUAUCUACAUCUCAGAUGAUGAGAGCGAUCUCAAAAAAGAAUCUCCUCCCUCCCCCAUCCAACCUACUUCAUCACCCCUAUCAUUCGCAUUUUCCCCCGAGAUGGACCGCGAGACCAAGCUGGUUCUCGCCACAAUCCAACUGCAGACAAACACGAUCGACGUUUUCCCUCGUAUGAUCGAUGCGGCGAUGGCUAUCACGGAUGAGAUUGAGGGCCUUAAAACCUCAGAAUCUACGAAGCCCCGUCUAACCCUCAAACUGAACCCUGCCUCCAGACCAACGGCGCGCUCCCCGUCCCUCUCCUCUAACGACACCGCAAUCGAAGACAUCGUGCAAAAGAUCGCCCAGGCAGAGAGAACCCUAGCGCAGAAAGUGUCCAAAAGCAAAAUGGUCAACUUGUCCAUUCGCCAGAAGCUUGCUGCAAUGCCGGAUCUGAGACCGCAGGUUGAGGCUAUGACGAACAACACCCCUUUCUCCCUUACCCGCGCUCAAGCAGAUCGUGCGGUUAAGGCUGCGAAUGAGGGUAUCGCUGCGCUUGGUGUACGUCAUCUCCCACCUUUCCGUUCUAUUAUCCAAGUCAAAUCACUAAAUCUUUACUGUGUUUAA